AGAGGGUUCUCCACGGACAUUGGCGGGAGUUAUUUCCACUAAGGCUGUUGCCUUUGAACCUGAAACUCUGUACAACCAACCACACAGGGACUACCUGAAUUCUGAAGAUGGCGACGAAUUCCAUAACGUCUUCGAUUCCGACCAUAACUUCCAUAGAUCUUAAACGACGAAACCGAUCUACUGGUUUAACUCUAUCAUGUUCACACCAAGAAGCUUCUGCUUUGGGAGUUCAACUUACAGAAGGAGAGGGAAAAUUACCCAAGGUUGUGCUGAAAUCUGCUCAUGGCUGUGAGGCUGAGAUUUAUCUAUUUGGUGGCUGUGUCACAUCAUGGAAAGUUGCAGGUGGCAAGGAUCUCCUAUUUGUUCGACCAGAUUAUGCAUUCAGUAGUCAAAAACCUAUCAGUGGAGGCAUCCCGCAUUGUUUCCCACAGUUUGGACCUGGCCCAAUGCAGCAGCAUGGGUUUGCAAGGAACAUGAAUUGGUCUAUUGUUGAUUUUGACAAUGUGGAGGGAAAUCCUGUCAUAACCUUGGAGCUCAAGGAUGGUCCUUACAGCCGUUCUAUGUGGGAUUUCAGCUUCCAAGCUUUAUACACAGUCAAAUUGAAUUCAAAGAGCCUUUCAACAGUGCUGAUAAUAAAAAAUACAGACACCAAGCCCUUUUCAUUUACUACUGCAUUACACACUUACUUCCGUGGUUGUGUAACAGGGGCGUCAGUGAAAGGUCUGAAGGGUUGCAAAACACUGAACAAGGAUCCAGACCCUAAUAAUCCUGUGGAAGGCAUGGAGGAGAGGGAUGUGAUCACUUAUCCGGGAUUUGUCGAUUGCAUUUACCUCAAUGCUCCCAAUGAGGUACAACUUGACAAUGGGUUAGGUGACACGAUAACCAUCAAGAAUUCCAAUUGGUCAGAUUGUGUUCUGUGGAACCCUCAUUUAAAAAUGGAACAUUGCUACAAGGAUUUUGUUUGUGUUGAAAAUGCUAAGAUUGGAAAAGUUCAACUUGAACCUGAGCAGUCAUGGGUAGCAGAGCAGUAUCUUGGCAUUAGCUGAAGCAAAGCUGGAUCAGGAGCUGCUAUUCUAGUUUGAGAUAGAGAAUUGGGAAAUACAAGUUCAGAAUAAUGUUGUUAUUUGUUACGCAUUCAUGUACCUCUUAAGUAAUAUUUUGGUUUUGUUUUAUCUAAUCCAACAUUAAUGGGCUACGAAAUUGGUGAAUGUAUCACACUCAAAUGUUCUUAGUGAUC
Messenger RNA from Macadamia integrifolia, 1237 nucleotides. Its product is annotated as putative glucose-6-phosphate 1-epimerase. The record is from RefSeq and is a predicted model, not a curated record. The transcript has 10 exons. NCBI's taxonomy places the organism in Eukaryota, Viridiplantae, Streptophyta, Magnoliopsida, Proteales, Proteaceae. Gene Ontology annotation, molecular function: isomerase activity; carbohydrate binding. The coding region runs from base 108 to 1046 and encodes 312 amino acids. Gene Ontology annotation, biological process: carbohydrate metabolic process.